AGUCAUUUAUAAAACGCUUGGAAACAGGUAAUAACAUUGGGAUGCGUGUCCUUUCGUCACCUAAUCUGCAAUUAAUUGCUUCACCCCCCCCAAUCUCCUUCAACUUCCUUCUUUAUUAACCCAAUCCUCUCCUUCACUUCCUCCAAUUUCCAAAUCAUCAAUUUAGAAGAAACAUCUCAGCAAUGGCCACUGAGCUCAAGUCCCAAGCAAUUCUUGAUCUCUUGAGUCGCUUCUUCGAGACAGACGAGGGUAUUAAACUUCGCAAGAAGAUUAACCUUGUUUAUCAGUUCCAUCUUGCCCCCAAGAAAAUUGGGAUCGACGAGGUGAUUUUUACUGUUGAUCUCAAGGAAGGAAAGGUUUCUCCAGGUGCAUAUGAAGGCAAGCCUGAUGCUACAUUUUCCCUUAAGGAUGAAGAUUUUGUCAAGCUUGCUGAGGGAAAAUUGAAUCCCCAGAUUGCUUUCAUGAGAGGUGCUCUGAAGAUCAAAGGAAGUUUAAGUGCUGCGCAAAAAUUCACUCCUGAUAUCUUCCCCAAGCCGGCGAAGCUCUGAGCUUUAUUCAACUGCUCCAAUUUUGUUGGAUUGGAAAUUUGAUCAAAUUUAUAAUCUGUAUCAGGUUUAAUAGAAACGCUCUUCUUGUUUAUCAAUACCUAUUGCUAAUAGGUUCAUAAUUUAUUCCUGUAAUAUGGUACUUGAAUGGUUCUGUUCUUGAAUUCAAUCUUCAAUUACAAGUUUGCAUAAUUAUCUUUAUGAAA
Messenger RNA from Mercurialis annua (annual mercury), 751 nucleotides. RefSeq names its product sterol carrier protein 2. The record is from RefSeq and is a predicted model, not a curated record. NCBI's taxonomy places the organism in Eukaryota, Viridiplantae, Streptophyta, Magnoliopsida, Malpighiales, Euphorbiaceae. Gene Ontology annotation, cellular component: cytosol. Bases 183 to 548 code for a protein of 121 amino acids. The transcript has 4 exons.